Messenger RNA from Sitodiplosis mosellana (orange wheat blossom midge), 797 nucleotides. Its product is annotated as zinc finger protein 577-like. The annotation marks the transcript as partial. NCBI's taxonomy places the organism in Eukaryota, Metazoa, Arthropoda, Insecta, Diptera, Cecidomyiidae. Gene Ontology annotation, molecular function: RNA polymerase II cis-regulatory region sequence-specific DNA binding; DNA-binding transcription factor activity, RNA polymerase II-specific. Gene Ontology annotation, biological process: regulation of DNA-templated transcription. The transcript is spliced from 2 exons. The record is from RefSeq and is a predicted model, not a curated record.
ACGCAAAAAACCAACAAACAUUUUCAGCAGAAAAAAAGCAAAACAAAAUGAAGCCAUUCAAAGGUGUGUCUAGUAGACAACGUAAGCGCAAGUCGAAAUCCACAAAGGUCGAAGUUAAGCAAGAGCCUAUUAAGGAAGAGCCCAACGAUGGUGACGAUGUCAUGAACAUACCACAGCCGAGAGUUGAGGGAAGAUACCGUGCAAAUUACGAAGGACCGGUCGAUUUUGGGUAUGACUUUGAUGAGAUCAAAGAUGAAAUGAAAUGUGAAGAAGAAGAGAAGGGCAAAGAAAAAGACUCGGCACCAUGUGAACGAGCGAAUGACAGCGGCGCCAACAAUGAUGACAACGAACAGCCUAUGGGUGAUGCAAUCGAUGUGCAACCACCGCAUCCAGUCGGCAGCGUAAAGAAAUGGAAUGGAAGCUUCAAAGGACGAAAAAAACGAACGAUUCCCAGGAAUCAAGCGGCCAAAAAGCAGAAGAAGCACAAAUGCCAUGUGUGCAAUUAUAUGGCAAGUAAUAAGUUUAGCCUCAAAAUACACUUGCGAAUUCACACUGGAGAAAAGCCGUUUCAGUGUGAUCUUUGUUUGAAGUCUUUUGCACGAAAAAAUGAUCUGAACAGUCAUAAGAAGAUGCAUGGUCAAUUUCGAUGUUCAAAAUGCAAUCAAGGAUUUGAACAAGAAUCAUUCAAGAUCGAUCAUGAACGAUCGUGUAGUCCACGUCGAUUGGAAUGCGAUAUUUGCGGAUAUAGCGGUAUACAAAAAUCAAAUUUAAGAACGCAUAUGCAGAUCCACACCGGG